Messenger RNA from Esox lucius (northern pike), 3642 nucleotides. RefSeq names its product beta-1,4-galactosyltransferase 1. The coding region runs from base 1773 to 2819 and encodes 348 amino acids. The record is from RefSeq and is a predicted model, not a curated record. Gene Ontology annotation, molecular function: cytoskeletal protein binding; beta-N-acetylglucosaminylglycopeptide beta-1,4-galactosyltransferase activity. Gene Ontology annotation, biological process: protein N-linked glycosylation; carbohydrate metabolic process. The transcript has 6 exons. NCBI's taxonomy places the organism in Eukaryota, Metazoa, Chordata, Actinopteri, Esociformes, Esocidae.
AUUUAGGAUAUAAUUUAACUAAUAGGUAAGCCAACUGAGAACAGAUUCUCAUUUUUUUAUUUAAACCUGACAAAAUGCAUUCAAUAGCAAGAGGACUGGACAACACACACCAAACCACAUUCAUAAUUAAAAUAUAAUUACAAAUGAACAAACACAAAGCAUUAUUGGCAGGGGAAAGUAUCAUCAUAAUCAAAUUACACUGAAUACAGCAAAACACAGAUUUUAUUAUUAAUCAGACAGCUGGAAGGACGGAGUUUUGAUAAAAGUGACAAUUUAGGGGUAUUUUGCAAUUUGUUCCAGUCCAUGGUAGUGGACUGAAAUUAAUAAGGGCCAAAUGAAGUGUGGGGGUUAUGAGUGACUAGUAUGUGAGAUAUCUACUGUACCGGAGCCCAGGUUAAUAGGAAGAGCAGAUGUUCAGGAGUGAGCAGAGGUAGAGGGGGGCAAAAGGGAUAAGUGGAUGCUGGUGACAAAGUGCACGGCAGUGUAGUAAAACACAUGAAUAAUACAUAUGUUCGGGAACAUUUAGUGGAAUAACUGUCCAUUGACAUACUCAAGAAUUGGCUGGAUGUUACUGUUCACAAGAAACCAAAUUUAGAUUGAACUGGAGGCUGGACUUGACUGAUGAUAUUGGUAUUGAAUAAGAGUGCACAAUCCAGGCAUGUGAGGGUGUUGCUCUAAACUGGAUAGCAUAGUCAGUACAAAGACAGAUUAGAAGGUUUGCAGCAGUUAGCCCAAUUCUUUGUAAUUAGGUUUAAAUGGCAGAAAGAUCCAGAUCAUGGCCAGCUGAUAGAAGGUCUAGAUUUUGCAGCGCUUCUGUACCUUGCUCACCAGUUUUGCUACAACAGAGGUAACAACACUAGGUAACAUAUAACAUCUGUUACAACGCAACUCACAAUGAAUUAUUAAAAAACAGUAACUGCCUCAGUGCAGAUUCGCUUUAGUAUCAAGACAGUUAUGUUCGGCUGUAGUUCUGUUUGGCUAACACAAAUAGGUCAAUGGCUAUCAUGCUGACAAUUUCUCACAGCUUUUUUAUUAGCUUAUGAAGUGCAAAUUUGAGGAUCUGUUCCAUCAGAUCUUCUUUGAAUUUGUGCCAAAUCUUACAUUGGAGGAAAUACAGUUCCAAAAUUCCUCCUCAAACUUGUCCAGAUUGUUUAAAGAACAACAGAUUAUGAUGUAAUUCUUCAGAGAAGUAAGAGCUGAACAAAGAGUGAUAUUUGUCUGAGUGUCUGUUGGGUUGAGAGAUCCAACAGAGACAACGUUUUGAUGGACACUUUGCCCCAGCAAGGGCCAAAGGUCAUUUCUGAGACUUUGUCUGUCUCUUUGGGAGUGAGGAAGAUUAUGGUGAAGAAGCUUUGUAGCAACCUGCUGGUUAUGUUACGUGCACAUGUACUUAUUACUCAUUGUAUCUUGCCAGUCCACCUUUCUACCAAUCAGAAGAAUCCUUGAGAUGUUUUGGAGCCCAGCAGUCUCGUGGUUGGUGGACAGGUUCAGGGGUUGUGCCGCUUCCAUUGUUUUGUCUUUUUUAUGUAUGGGAACAAAGAGAUACCUUGCUAUCCAUGUCUGUGAUUUCCGCAUUAUCUUAUACUCGACGAAUGCCAUGGCCACACAGCAGUUAAUCAACAUUAUUUUGAAGAAUUACACCAUUUGAUUGGAGAACUCCAGUCGCUAUUCUAAUAUUCCUCCUCAGCAUUUAUUAUAUGAUCUAUUGAGGUUAUAACAAUCACUGCUUAAACUGAUAAUUCUUCGGCACUGGUUACAGAAACAGCUGCAUAAUGGCCGACUCUUUUGUCAAUUUUAGACAGUUGAGCAGAGGAUGUACAGUGAUUCUAGUUUUCGCCAUUAUUAACAUCCUAGGGUGUUUGUUUUAUUCUAUGGGUUAUUCUAAUUGGUUAGUACUAAACAAAGAAAUAAAUCCAAAACCAGGAAAUCAAACAUUGGGAAUUCUGAACCUCCUGAGUGCAGAGGACAUGCAGACACCAGCUACUACAACUUUGGGGAGAACGUUUGAAAAAUGUCCUGAUGAGCCACCACACCUGGUGGGGCCUCUGAGGGUUGAGUUAUCCACACCUGUCAGCUUGGACACAGUGAGGAAGGAGAACCCACAUCUGCAGGUCGGAGGUCACUACAAGCCAAACGACUGCAUCGCCCUUCAGAAGGUUGCGGUCAUCAUUCCCUUCCGCUAUCGCGAGGAGCACCUCCAGUUCUGGCUCCACUACCUCCACCCGAUCCUUCAGCGUCAACAGCUGGACUAUGGCGUCUAUGUCAUCCAACAGCAUGGAGAGAACACAUUCAACAGGGCCAAGCUGAUGAAUAUCGGCUACAAUGAGGCCCUCAAAGAGUACGACUACGACUGCUUUGUGUUCAGUGAUGUGGACCUCAUCCCCAUGGACGACCGGAACACCUACCGAUGCUUCAGCCAGCCCAGACACCUGUCUGUGUCCAUGGACAAGUUUGGCUUCAGGUUGCCAUACAAUCAAUACUUUGGUGGUGUCUCAUCACUGAGUAAGGAGCAGUUCCUGAAAAUCAACGGUUUUCCCAACAACUACUGGGGCUGGGGAGGUGAAGAUGAUGACAUGUAUAACAGGGUGAGUUUCAGAGGAAUGUCCAUCUCUCGUCCGGAUGGCCAGGUUGGAAAAUACCAGAUGAUUCGACAUGAAAGAGACAGACUGAACCAACCCAAUCCCCAAAGGUUUGAUAGAAUACAACGCACAAGACAGACGAUGGAUACAGAUGGUAUUAACUCACUGAAGUACGAAGUCGUCAAAGUGGAAAAGAAUGCUCUGUUCACCAAUAUCACAGUAGAAGUGGGGUUAUCUUAGUGUUUUUAAGAUAUUUAUUAAACACACAUAUACAGUAGCUAAAAGAAAAACAUACAGGGAACAAUACAGAAAUGAAGUGUACAUUUUAAUUGAUUCUUUUUUCUUCAUACAAAACCAAAAUAAUUGUUGGGAAGCCUGAAAAGAAGAAAACGGAAAAGGAAAUUAAACGUUUGGUUGCAACAGCACUUGAGUUACUACCGGUCGUUACUUUGAUUAUUAUUUUUAUUUUUUAAAUGUAAUUUCAUUAUUUCCUACAUGCAACAUUGAUGGUACAAUUAAGGUUUUAUUUGGAAGACUUUUUUAUUGAAAGUAUGAAUUGCAGCAACUCCCUGAAGAGAAGUUUUCCUUCCUAAUCACAGUAUUUAAGAGUGUGUGCAGAUUUCUUACUGUACGCAGUAUGCAUGCUUAUUUUUUGUUGCACAUUAUUUGCAUUUAAUAUUUUAUAAAAGGGAGAAAUACUUGAAUGAAAAAUGUAAUAUCAGUUUUAUAAAAAUGUAUAUAAAUAUGUAUAGUUAAAGGGGCGUAUAGAUUACUAGAAUACUGCCUAACGUUAACAAGACGGAAUUUAAACAAUAACAUGACUGGUCUUUUCCUCAUCUUCCCAUACAGAGCGAGACCGGAAAAGCAUUAACUAGUCCAGGUUGGUUUAGGUUGAGGGACUAGUACUCAGUGUCUAGGAGAGUGUGAGGGGACAACAAGUUAAUUUAAACAGAUAGACGGACCCGGCAAGAAAGUUAAAACGGGGAAUAUCACAGGCAGUGUGAAACAUUUUUGUUUUCAGGGAUUUUGGCCCACUCCUCCAUACAGACCUUCUCCAGAUCCU